AAGUCAAGGGCUUGGGUUGGAAGAGAGUCAACUGCGCUCUAUUUGUGCUUCAUCGAGGGAUGUUAUCGUGCUAAAUAUUCAAUCUUCGCGUGAAACGGUACAAGACACAUUUGACUUGCAUUGACACCAAGCGUUCUGGCUCCUUGUUCCCCUCCUAGAGGGCGUCUGUGAGGCUCGUAGUCGCGCAGAACGACGACGAGAUGGUGGUCGAAGGGCAGGCAUAACGUUUGAACUCCGCUGCGGUGCCGAAGCGUGCCGCGUGCCUGUAGCAUGCACAGCCAGCCUUAGCGCUCAAUUUGCGCACCCAUGGUGGCUCGCCAAUUUAUUGCUGAAACAGAGCGCCUCCCAGAUCACGCCCAUGUGUUGCUCAUAACAACUGGCAGCGUGGCAUCUAUCAAAGCUCCUCUCAUUGUCUCAGCGCUUCUUCAAUACCAAAAUGUCAGAGUAGAAGUGGUUGCGACCAAGGAGUCGGUCGCAUUUUAUGACCCUGCAGAUGUAGUCAAUGCAGGCGCCCGCGUGUGGACCGAUGAGGACGAGUGGUCGGGGCCAUACAAGAUUGGAGAUCCGAUUCUGCAUAUCGAGUUGAGGAGGUGGGCUGAUAUUGUUCUUGUCGCUCCCUGCUCGGCGAAUACGCUCUCAAAGAUUGCACACGGACUCUGCGACAAUCUUGCGACCUCUCUGCUUCGUGCGCUGGCACCUACGACACCGACUUACGUAUUUCCGGCGAUGAAUACGCUCAUGUACGAGCAUCCGCUCACGGCAGAACAUUUGCACGUUGUGCGGGAUGUUGUGCGCUACCAAGUUGUCGGGCCAAUCGGAAAAAAUCUUGCCUGUGGGGACGUUGGACUCGGUGCCAUGACGGAAUGGCGUGAUAUCGUGGAGAUAGUAGUGGAUCAAAUGAAACUCGUUCGCAAAGACAGCAAAUCAUAA
Messenger RNA from Suillus plorans, 930 nucleotides. RefSeq names its product flavoprotein. The record is from RefSeq and is a predicted model, not a curated record. Gene Ontology annotation, biological process: coenzyme A biosynthetic process. Bases 307 to 930 code for a protein of 207 amino acids. Lineage: Eukaryota; Fungi; Basidiomycota; Agaricomycetes; Boletales; Suillaceae. Gene Ontology annotation, molecular function: phosphopantothenoylcysteine decarboxylase activity; FMN binding. Gene Ontology annotation, cellular component: phosphopantothenoylcysteine decarboxylase complex. The transcript is spliced from 5 exons.